This is a messenger RNA of Bactrocera tryoni, 1794 nucleotides long. RefSeq lists its product as uncharacterized. NCBI's taxonomy places the organism in Eukaryota, Metazoa, Arthropoda, Insecta, Diptera, Tephritidae. The record is from RefSeq and is a predicted model, not a curated record. The transcript is spliced from 2 exons. The coding region runs from base 1 to 1794 and encodes 597 amino acids.
AUGCAGCAUUGCAAGUUUCUAAUAUGUCUCACCUCGUUGGUGACCAACUACAGCCUCGUCAUUGACUUUGUGGCAUAUCGGAGCACUGUGAAACCCUUGGAUAGCAUAAUAAUCUUCAAAACGAAUAAAUUCGCUAGCGACGGCGUCAUACAAGAGCUGCAUCAGCGUUUACAUCUACCGCAGGUUAUUGUGAAAAAUGUGGCAACACCAAAUGUACAAGAGAUCAUGAAUAAGAAAAGCAUCGCUUUGAUCUUCAUGGAAAAGCUCGAUAAAUCGCGGACAUGGUCAUUAGUCGCAGAAAGUUUACAUCGUCAUUACUUCAUACCGAUGGUUUUUCUUAGUCAAACGGUACCACGGCUGGAUGUGCAGUUAAGAUUCUUCCACCAUUUUAGACAAUUAAAUAUGCUCAAUACGAUUGUAAUGUUUCCUGUGAAUAACACAAUGGCGGUACGCACGACUAUAGCUUACCCUAAAAUGCAGAUAAUCGCUGUGGAUCCGAGAAACUUCAGCGGUUUUGCUUGGCAAAAAGAAAGGAAUGUCUACGGUUAUAAGUUUCAUUUGAGUUAUUUCAACGAUCCACCGAUACUUUACAAACAAGUGACGAACAAUCGCACUGAAUUGCGUGGUCUUAUUAGGCAUGUGCUAGACCUCUUCAUGAAACGUGUUAAUGGCACGUACACAACUUUGGAUUAUCCAAUGAGUAAGUCGGCAGAAGAUAACCUUGAUUUCACAGCUAAUCUAGUCUUACGCACCGAUCUAAUCAAUCCUGCUAUGGAACCCAGUUACCCGAUAUUACAACCAAAGGCUUGCGUAAUGGUACCCAUCGAGUCUAGCAUACCGUUGAGUUGGUAUAUAUUGUAUCCUUUCGAUAUUCUCACCUGGCAACUGCUUGCUUAUCAUAUGCUUAUAAUCCUUAUAUUACUCAUCGCCAUUCAAUGCAUAUAUAAUCGUAAUCGCGAUCUUAUGCUACAUAUAUUAUUUGUUUUGAAAUUGUUUCUUGCACAUCCCGUGUCUCUGCCCGGUAUUAGAGGUGUCACAAGAGGUGUAUUUCUAAUUUAUUUCGGUGGUCUUUUCCUAGUAAUCGUGAACGUUUAUGAAGGUAGUUUGACCUCGCUGUUUAGCGCGCGCGUUCGCAUGCCAGCCGUUCGCACGCCUGAGGAUCUGCUUAAAACCGAUUUAAUGAUAGCUGUAACGGAAAUCGAAAGACAACUUUAUUUCGUAGCCAAAUUGUUACCGGAAUCACUCAUGUCGCGUGUAUUUAAUAUUGGAAAGGGCACCUCAGCAAUUGAGAAUAUGAAUGGAAAUAUCUCCUUUGCCUACGUAAUAACUAGCGACAAGUGGUUGUGGUAUGAAAAGCGACAAAAGCAUUUACAACUCCCUGUGUUUCGUAUAACCUCUGGAAAUUUGUGUACGCCCAACAUACCACAAUAUUUUGCGUUGAAAAAACAUUUGCCUUUCAAGAGGAUGUUACAAAUGGUCAUGAUGGAAUUGCAAGAAUCCGGUUUGGUCAAUUAUUGGUUGGCGAAUGUUAAACCUGCAGCCAAAUUUCAACUAAGCGACGAGACUGUUAUGACUCAGCUGCCUUUGAGUUUGGCACAUUUUACAUUGGGAUUCUAUAUAUUGUUUGUGGGUUGGCUUCUAGCAGUGGUUGCUUUUGUGGGCGAGUAUAUCAUUUGGAGACGGCAGGAGAUCUACGGUUCGAGAAUCAUUUUGCGGUUGAGAAAAGCCUGGAGGCGUAAGCAACGAGAUUUGAUGACACGAACGAAACGGAUGAUGGAAAGAAUGGAAAUAUAA